Messenger RNA from Dromiciops gliroides (monito del monte), 5112 nucleotides. RefSeq names its product NOP2/Sun RNA methyltransferase 2 (gene NSUN2). Lineage: Eukaryota; Metazoa; Chordata; Mammalia; Microbiotheria; Microbiotheriidae. Gene Ontology annotation, cellular component: cytoplasm; nucleus. The record is from RefSeq and is a predicted model, not a curated record. Gene Ontology annotation, molecular function: tRNA (cytidine-N5)-methyltransferase activity; protein binding; tRNA binding. Gene Ontology annotation, biological process: tRNA methylation.
UUGCUCUCCUACUACGCUCGGCCGUCUAUCUAGACCCGCCCACGAGCCUCGCCGCACUGCGCCUGCUCCUCCGGCUUAGGGUGCCAUAUGUAUUGCCUGCAAAAUAUAGCCCUUCACAGACAGGGCAUUUGGGGGUUUCGUCCUUACCGUCAUCUGCCGUCAAAAACAUUACCGCCUUUGCAAAGGGUUCCUCCAGCGAAAAAGUCAGGUUCGGGGGUUCUUGGGGAUUUUCCUCCUACUUCUAUCUGUAGGCUUUUACGCGGUCAACUCUUGCCUGGGCUGGGGCCUAAGGAGAAGGCCCCCCUCGAGGUGGAAGGCGCCGGCAGUAGCUUUCUGAAGCUCGUGGCGCGUCGCGUGGCCGCGGAGCUCUCCAGCAUGGGCCGGGGGUAUCGGAACCGGCGGCGCCCUCAGCAGCAGCAGCAACGCCCGGAAGCCGGAGAAGACGCGGCCGAUGGAGACGGGAAGAGGGAUAAGUCGGGCUGGGAGGGAGGUUACCCUGAGAUCAUCAAAGAGAACAAGUUAUUUGAACACUACUACCAGGAGCUGAAGAUCGUGCCCGAAGGAGAGUGGGAGCAGUUCAUGCAGGCCCUCCGGGAGCCCCUCCCGGCCACUCUGAGAAUCACUGGAUACAAAUGCCAUGCAAAGGAAAUUCUCCAUUGCUUGAAGAACAAGUAUUUCAAGGAACUAGAGGAUCUGGUGGUAGAUGGUCAGAAAGUUGAAGUACCACAGCCCUUAAGCUGGUACCCAGAAGAGCUUGCAUGGCACACAAAUCUGAGUCGAAAAAUCUUGAGAAAGUCUCCACAGCUGGAAAAGUUUCACCAGUUUUUGGUUAGCGAAACUGAAUCUGGAAAUAUUAGUCGUCAGGAAGCUGUCAGUAUGAUUCCACCCUUGCUGCUUAAUAUUCAACCUCAUCAUAAGAUUUUAGAUAUGUGUGCAGCACCUGGAUCAAAGACUGCCCAGUUAAUUGAAAUGCUUCAUGCUGAUAUGAAUGUUUCCUUUCCAGAGGGAUUCGUUAUUGCUAAUGAUGUUGACAACAAACGCUGCUAUUUGCUGGUUCAUCAAGCAAAAAGGUUAAGCAGUCCUUGUAUCAUGGUUGUAAACCAUGAUGCUUCCAGCAUCCCUAGACUGCAAAUAGACAUGGAUGGAAAGAAGGAGGUUCUCUUCUAUGAUAGAAUUUUAUGUGAUGUGCCCUGCAGUGGAGAUGGUACUAUGAGGAAAAACAUUGAUGUGUGGAAAAAGUGGACGACACUAAAUAGUUUGCAACUACAUGGUUUACAGCUUAGGAUUGCAACACGUGGGGUUGAGCAGCUGGCUGAGGGUGGCAGGAUGGUGUAUUCUACAUGUUCAUUAAAUCCUAUUGAGGAUGAAGCAGUCAUAGCCUCACUGUUGGAGAAAAGUGAAGGUGCUUUGGAGGCUGCUGAUGUUUCUUCUGAGUUUGCAGGUUUAAAGUGGAUGCCUGGAAUCACACAGUGGAAGGUAAUGACUAAAGAUGGACAGUGGUUUGCAGAUUGGGAAGAUGUACCUCAGAGCAGGCAUACUCAAAUUCGCCCUACUAUGUUCCCCCCAAAAGAUCAAGAAAAUUUAAAGAAAUUGAACUUAGAACGUUGUCUUCGGAUAUUACCACAUCACCAGAACACUGGAGGGUUCUUUGUGGCAGUAUUAGUCAAAAAAACUUCAAUGCCCUGGAAUAAACGUCAGCCCAAGCUCCAGCGAAAAUCUCCUAUAGAUACAGAAGCUUCAGAAUCUAGUCCUUCAGUCCCCUUAAAGAUAACAGCUUCAGCCCCUACAGAAACAAGUCUCACAGCUUCUGCAGAAACAGGUGACAGACCUGUUACUGAGUCUGAGGGGGAAGAAACCAUGCAAAGAACUCAGAAUUUGGAGAGUGACAUAAACAAGAAAGAUGGUGUGUGUGGCCCACCCCCAUCAAAGAAAAUGAAGUUAUUUGGAUUUAAAGAAGAUCCAUUUGUAUUUAUUCCUGAAGAUGAUCCAUUAUUUCCACCUAUCCAGAAUUUUUAUGCUUUGGCUCCUUCAUUUCCAAAGAUGAAUUUAUUGACUCGAACUCAAGAAGGGAAGAAAAGGCAAUUGUAUAUGGUUUCUAAGGAGCUAAGAAAUGUGCUGCUGAAUAAUAGUGAGAGGAUGAAGGUUAUUAACACAGGGAUAAAAGUGUGGUCUCGGAAUAAUGACGGUGAACAAUUUGGUUGUGCUUUCCGCCUAGCACAAGAGGGAAUAUAUACAUUGUAUCCAUUUAUUAAUUCAAGAAUCAUUGUUGUAUGUAUAGAAGAUAUUAAAAUUUUAUUAACCCAGGAAAACCCAUUUUUUAGCAAGUUUAGCAGUGAGACGCACAAACAGGCUAAGGAUAUGGCUAAAGGAAGCAUUGUCCUGAAAUAUGAACCAGAUACUCAGAAACCAGAUACUCUUCAGUGCCCUAUUGUGUUGUGUGGAUGGCGUGGAAAGACUUCAAUUCGUGCUUUUGUGCCCAAGAAUGAACGACUUCAUUACUUAAGGAUGAUGGGUGUGGAAGUGUUCAGAGAGAAGAGAAAAGAAGAGUCUACAAAUAAAUUAGAGGAGAGCCAGGGAAUUGCCAAACAGAUGGAUAAAGAAAUGGAUAUGGAAUUGGUCAACUCAGAACAAAAAGAAUUGGUCAAUUCAGAUUCACAAGUAGAAGAUGAAUUGGAUGAGUUGAUGCAGGAACCACUGGAAAGUGCAGUUGAUGAAACAGAGAGAAAAACAGGAAAUGACAAGCCACAAGAUUCUAAACAUCAAACCCAGUGUUGAAUAUCAUAAUACCAAAAACUCAGUGUUUUUUCGUUUGCAUCUGCCUGCCUUGCUUUAUUGAGAUAAAAAUCUACAACUUUAACUAUCUAAAUAAAUUUUUAAAAAUAUAUUACUAAGAGGCAUGAACAUUAUCAUACACAGCAGCUGCUUAUAAAAUAACAGGGGUUUUUUGGCCCCUUUGUUUUUAUGACACUGCUGGGUUUGGUUUGUCUAUUGCCGGCAAUGGACUUUGUACCAGUAAAAUCUAAUUUCCAUUGUGAAGACUGAAGAACAAAACUGCUUAUGGAUUUUCCUUUUUUAGAAUCUUUUUGUGUUAUGUCUAGAUUUGUUGGAAAGAAUUCUUAUAAAGUACAGAUGAAUGGAUCUUAAAGUCCAUUAAUGAUUUUUAUACAUACAUAUAUACAAAGCAUAGACAAAUGUGUAUGUAUAUUAUAUGAAAGUAUAGGAACCCUUAUGUGUAAGUUGCACAUUUUAGUGGUACAUUUUUAUGCAAUAAGGUUAAUAUCUGAGUUUUCAGGUAACCAUUGUACCUUUUGAAAUAAAGGACAAGUAAACUUUUUCUCAGAAUAGUUUAUUAUGUAUUGUAAUUUUGCUUACUGGUAAAAAAAAAUCUUAUUUAAUUGAAUCUUUUAUAUGAUUCUAUUUUUAUUAUUAGUGCCUCUACUUUUUUCACUUUCAAGUUCUAACUUUGCAGUCUGGCUUUCAACUUCAUUCAGCAGAAACUGCUUUCCAAAGUUACCAGUGAUUUCUUACUUGCCAAAUUUAAUGGAAUUUUUUCAGUUCUCAUCUUCUUGAUCUCUGUAGUUUUUGACACUGUCAAUCACACUCUUCUUGAUACUUUUUUCCUAGAUUUUCAUGACAUUUUUCAUAGCUUUCUCUCUUGAUCCUCUGAUGUUGAUAACUUCCUUUGCAGAUUCUUCAGGUUAUAUCAACUAACUGUGGGUGUCCCUCUUCUCCCUCUACAGUAUUUCAUUUGGUGAUAUCAGUUGUCAUGGAUUUUAUAUAAAUGAAGAUGAUUCCCAAAUCUAUUUAUCCAGUUCUAACCUUUCCUGACUUCUAGUCUCACAUCUUCAGCUGUCUAUUGGACAUCUUAACUGAAUGUCCUGUAAAUAUCUUAAACAACAUAUCCAAAACUAAACUUACUGUCUUUUCCCCCAAACCCUACCCUCUUCUAAGUGGUACCAUGGAUAGAGUACUGGGCUUUGGAGUCAGGAAGAGUCAAGUUCAGAUAUAGCUUCAGCCAGAAGUUGUUUGAGCCUAGGCAAGUCACUGCACCUCUGCCCAAGUUUCCUCUGUAAAAUGGAUAUAAUAUAGUACCUAUCUUUUAGGGUUGGAAAAUCAAAUGGAAAUAUUUUUAAAGCACCUAUAAAGGUGCCUGACACAUAAGUAGGCACUUAACAAAUGCUUGUUUCCUUCCUGUUGCUAUGAAGGGUACUACUGUUCUUCCAGUUGUCUAGGCCAACCACCUAGGUGUCAUCUGUGAUUCCACAUUCUAACCAUCUCCAACCAGUUGCCAACUUCUGUCAUUUCUACCUCUCUAAUGUUUGGUAUUUACCCUCUUCUCUGACACUGCCACUGUCCUGGUUCAGGCCCUCAUCACUUCACACCUGAACGAUUGCAAAAGUCGGUUGGAGGUUCUGCCUUCCCAAGUCUCUUCCCCAGUCCGUCCUCCACUUAGCUGUCAAGCUGAUCUUCCUCAAGCACAGUUCUGAUUGUGUAAUCCCCCGUUAAACUCCAGUGACUCCCAGUUACCAGCAGAAUCAAAUAGAAAAUCCCUUGACUUUUAAAGUCUUUCAUAAUCUGGUGCUUUCCUACUUUAACAAUCUGCUCUGUGGUGAACUGCUGACAUUGACUCUGGAAUGCUCUGCUCUCCCUCUGCACAUCCUUUCUGUUCCCUUCCAGGCUUCCCUGGCUUCCUUCAAGUCAGCUAAAGACCUGCCUUUCCCAGCCUUCCUUAAUGUUUGUUAGUGCCUUUCUUCUGAGAUUAUCUCCAAUUUAUCUUGUAUAUCUCCUAACUGUACAUAUUUUUUGCAUGUUGUCUCCCCCAGUAGAUUGUGAACUCCUUGAGGGCAGAGACUGUCUUUUACUUUUCUGUUUCCCUGAUGUUUAGCAAAGUGCCUGACAUUGAAGGCAGUUAAUAAAUGCUCAUUGACUUUGAUUUAGUAAGGCAACAGAUGCAUGGGGCAGUUAAGAGUUAAUGGCAGUAAUGUGUGUGAAUCCUUCCUUCUUUUCCCUGAAUUGUGGGAAAUUACAUUUAUUGAUUGCAUUGUCUCUGGAGAAACUAAAACUUCUCAGUCUCACAUUCAGGAAACCAAUAAAAUUUUUUGGACCAGUAAA